AUGGGUAUCUCAAAAGACAGGAUCAAAUUCAACGUUGGUGGACGAAUCUUCGAAACGACAUCGACGACUCUCGCAAACGCAGGUCGCGAUUCCUUCUUCGGCGCAUUCUUCGACGACGAAUGGAACCUCUCUCCUCCGUCCUCUCCCGGAGAAUACCAUUUCAUCGACAGAAACCCAGAUUGCUUCGCCGUCCUCCUCGAUCUCCUCCGCACCGGAGACCUCAACGUCCCAACAAACAUCCCAGAUCGUCUCCUCCACAGAGAAGCCUCCUUCUACGGCCUACUCGACCACGUACGCACCGCGAAAUGGGGCCCGUUCGACGGAAACCGCCUCCGCCUAUCCGAUUCCGUCAAAGGAAUCGCUCCGGGUGACGGAACCGCCGUCAGAGCAGGUCCCGACGGCGGCUGCUGCGUCGCGCACGGGAGCGUCGUCCACGUGUUCGAUUGGAUGCUCGAGGAGCAUUACCCGAUCAAUCUCGAUUACCAGAGAGUAAACGACGUCGGAUGGAUCGAUUCGGAGAACAUAGUCCUCUCUGCUUGUGAGAAAUUAGGGAGAGGAGACGGAGGAAUGGGACUUUUCAGCUCGUCUUCCGGCGAUCUCCGGUAUAAGUUUCAAGUCUCUCAUGAGAAUCAAGUCAAGAGUUACACAGCAGGAGCUUUGAGCUUUAAUCAAGACUAUAAGAUCUUCUCUAGCUGCAAAGGAAGAAGCAAUGAGUAUGGAAUCGGAGUUUGGGAUCAGAUAACCGGAAAGCAAACCGAUUUCUUCUACGAGAGUACCGGUUGGUCGUUAGGUGAUGCUGAUAAGCUUCAGUGGUUGAAUGGUAAGAAUUGUCUUCUUGUGGCGACUCUGUUUCCGAGGAAGGACAAUUGUUACAUUAGCUUGUUGGAUUUUAGAGACAAGAACAUGGUUUGGUCGUGGUCGGAUAUUGGUUCUCCUAUGGCUAUAGAUGAGAAGAGAGUGAGAGAUGCUAUUGCUAUGGAAGAUGGUAGUUCGAUCUGUGUGGUGAAUGAGUUUGAGGAUUUAGGGUUUAUUGAUCUGAGAAUGUAUGGAGGGAGUGUGAGGUGGAGCUCGAGGAGUAGGUUGAUGAAGAGCAAGAUGCCUGAUGAGCCUUGUUACCCGAAGCUUGCGUUGCACGGAGGACAGCUUUUCUCUUCGAUGAAUGAUUCGAUAUCUGUGUUUUGUGGACCGGAUUGGGUUUUGACGUCUAGGUUGAGGAGAAGCUAUGGUGGAUCGAUAUGUGAUUUCUCUAUUGGUGGGGAUAGGCUUUUCGCGUUGCAUAGUGAAGAGAAUGUGUUUGAUGUGUGGGAGACUCCUCCUCCUCCGGUCAUCUGA
Microthlaspi erraticum is the source of this 1332-nucleotide messenger RNA. The record is from the annotation of a GenBank genome assembly. Lineage: Eukaryota; Viridiplantae; Streptophyta; Magnoliopsida; Brassicales; Brassicaceae.